AUGGAGCGCUUUUACCAGGGACGCACCAACCUUGGCUAUGUUUGUACCAAAACCGUGAGGAAGGUGGCACAGGUCAUCACUGAGAAGUACUACACUCACCUGAGCAAAGACUUCCAUACCAACAACCCUGUGUGUGGGGAGAUUGCCAUUAUUCCCAGCAAGAAGCUCUGCAGCAAGAUAGGCUACGUCACACAUCUGAUGGGGUGGGAUCAGAGAGGUCUGGUGGGAGGUAUCUGCAUCAAACUGCAGGAGGACAGAGAGAGAAGAGAUAAUUAUGUUUCUGAGGUCUCAGCCCUGGAUCAGGAGAUCACUGAAGUGGAUUCUGACACUAAGGAACUGUUGAAACUCUUAGAAUUUGGCAGUCUGUUCAACCUGCAGGUCACUCAGACUACAAUUGGGUUGAAUUUCAAAAUACCACAUAGAGUUGUUUGA
Callorhinus ursinus (northern fur seal) is the source of this 432-nucleotide messenger RNA. The record is from RefSeq and is a predicted model, not a curated record. Lineage: Eukaryota; Metazoa; Chordata; Mammalia; Carnivora; Otariidae.